ACUUCCCUUCAAUCCCAUCCUUUUUUUUUUUUUAAUAUUCAUCCAAUCUUUGUUCUUUUCCUGUUCGGAUUUUCUUCCCCCUAUCCCUAUGGAGCUUCAAUUAGGCCUCUCUCUAAUCCCCGCCAAGCCCUUCGACCUAAACAACUCCCUUCUCCUUCACGACACCGCCUCUUGUCUCGAUUUGACCUCCACCAUUCGCAAGAAGCGCCCUCUCCAUGUCGACCCCUCUUCGGCAUUUCGUCGAACACUUCCUCUGCUUCUCUGGAACGACCAUCCCAAUAAUGGCGAUGACGAUGACAACGAUCCCCAUUCCGCCUCGAAUGAUUCAGACGAGGACGAAGAUGAAGAGGAUAAUAGGCUUGUGGGGUGGCCGCCACUUAAGAAGAGGAAGACGAGGUCUUUGAUGCAGAAGCGCAGAGGACGGGGACGGCCAGCGGUGAAUGGCGGCGGGUUGAAUUGGAAUUCGAAUUCGAGGUACGUGAAGGUGAAGAUGGAGGGAGUUGGGAUUGGUAGGAAGGUUGAUUUGAGCCAAUACCAUUGUUUUGACCAACUUAGAGCCACUUUGAUGAAGAUGUUUGAUAAGAUGGACCCCGACAGUCACAGACUCACUUACCAGGAUAUCGACGGUGACUGGUUACUUGCCGACGACGUAACUUGGAGGAAUUUCAUCGGAACCGUACAACGGAUCAAAUUGGAGAAGAACCGUGGCUGAAUGAGGGGUUACCGGCGUCGGCGGUAGGAGAAUCAGAUGCCAUCUAACUGAAAAAUACAUUUUUUCCCGUUUUUCUUCUUUAGCCCUUGAGGUUUUAAUGACUGUAUGUGUUAUAAUAUAUGGAUAAAACUUCAGCUAUGACUCGGUAACUUUUCUUUUUAACCUGGUUAACUUCAGUGUU
Cucurbita maxima (winter squash) is the source of this 893-nucleotide messenger RNA. Its product is annotated as auxin-responsive protein IAA29-like. Lineage: Eukaryota; Viridiplantae; Streptophyta; Magnoliopsida; Cucurbitales; Cucurbitaceae. Gene Ontology annotation, biological process: regulation of DNA-templated transcription. The record is from RefSeq and is a predicted model, not a curated record. Gene Ontology annotation, cellular component: nucleus. Bases 89 to 712 code for a protein of 207 amino acids. The transcript is spliced from 4 exons. Gene Ontology annotation, molecular function: protein binding.